Messenger RNA from Thamnophis elegans (Western terrestrial garter snake), 2738 nucleotides. RefSeq names its product interleukin-36 alpha-like. NCBI's taxonomy places the organism in Eukaryota, Metazoa, Chordata, Lepidosauria, Squamata, Natricidae. Gene Ontology annotation, biological process: cellular response to lipopolysaccharide; positive regulation of gene expression; cytokine-mediated signaling pathway. The transcript is spliced from 5 exons. Gene Ontology annotation, molecular function: interleukin-1 receptor binding; cytokine activity. The record is from RefSeq and is a predicted model, not a curated record. Bases 1546 to 2079 code for a protein of 177 amino acids.
UGGCAGGCCAAAGAUCCUAAAAGUAAUAUGAUUGCAGGCCUGACAGUUUAAUAAGAGAACCAACCACAGAUGCUGCAGUACAAAGUGAGAGGAAGGUUAAUCAGCUUCCAGGCUGUCAGUCUUGGGCAAUGACCCCCCCUCUAGGAUCAAAUAUUAUAAUUCUCCAAGAGCCAAAGAGCCCCUAAUUCAGAGCCACUCCAUAUUGCUAGGGUUCAGUUUUAGACUAAUGCUCCCCCUCCAUAAUACCUGAAUAGCCUCCAGGAACAGGGAAAAGGCAAAACAAAGGAUUGCUUAAUUCCUCAAGGGCAGAGAUGUACAGCUGAGUAGCAUCAACAUAGCAUCACACCGCUCCCUCCUGAUCAGAGGAAGAAAUGAACGAGCCCAACAAAGUGCCCUCCACUUCCAAUCCCUGCAGCCAUUCCAGAGGAUGGCAUAAUCAAUAGUAUCAAAAGUCACUGGGAAAUCAAGUAGAGUGAGAUUGAACGAACUACCUUCCCAUCUCAUUUCCAUCAUAUCACUGCCAUUAGGAUUUUUCCUCACUUCAUCAUCUUCUGGUCCGAUUCCCAAGUGGCAUCAAUAGAUCCCUGUAAUCUCCCACUACUAGAGAUAUCUUUGUAUGAAACAAGGAGAAAACAAACCAGCCUGUGGGGGAAAGAAAGGUGUGGUUUGUAUAUCUGGUUAGAUUGCAUCCCUUCCACUUUCUCUUCUGCAAAGUGAGAAGCAGGAUCUGGGGAGGAGAAGGAAGAGAGUGUGUUUGGCUAACACUCUGAAAGACACAUGACAUCGAUGGCUGCAAUGCCAGGAAAAAAUGGGCGUCUCUAAUUGUGACCUCGAUUUGCAUGUCCUGGUUGCUUUCAACAUCCAAUUGCUAGAUUGUCAGUGGAAGCAUGAAAGGAGGGCAAGAAUUUCCCAGAAUUGGUACAGCAUUUGUCACGAGUAUCACAAAAUUUGCAUAGGAAAUAUUCACUAUUAAGGAGAAUCUUAGGCCAGUAAACUGAGUGAAUUAAGGAAUGAGGUUGGAAGACUUCUACCUAUUUGUGUCCAUUUUAUUUUAGGUAAUAUGUCCGGUUCAUGUGGAACUUGCGGUGCCCCAUGUUUAAAGCCCUUUAUUUCAUGUGUUAAGGAGAAAUUUAACCUUUCCCCUCAAAUCUCUUCUAAAUAUGGAAAUAUGAAUUACAGUUUGAAAUACAGUGCAGCAGAUUCUGAGUUGUUUGCUCAACUCUUGUGAGUAAUUUGAUCAGGACAGAUGUGAUGUCAUGCAUUAGUUGAAACAAGAUCAGGGUGUUAACCUUGAUUAGCUAUUGGGGUUAAGCAAAACUGCAGAGACAGGAGAUUUUGGACAGCCGGAUGUAGUGAUAGAUGGUCUCUUACAGUAGUCAUAAGGGCAGUCCCCAGAUCAUUGAUGGACACAUCAGGUAACACCCUCUGAUAUAUAUAAAAUCUUAUGUCAGAUCCAGAGAGGAUCAAACAGAAGGAAUCUCCAGCCCAAGAAGGAACAUCUCCACAGAACGUAGAGAAACCUGAAAAAGUAGAACGGUUGGGGAGAUGGCAAGUAAGACUCAUAAGAAGACUUGGGAUGAAGAAAUGGCAGGUUCAUUUCAUAUUCCUGCAGGAGCGGAUGCUGCAUUGCCUGAACCUUACUUGUUUACAUUUUGGGACCUUAAUCACAAAUACUUCUUUUUGUUGGAGGACAAGUUAGUGGCAGAUGUGAAAACUCCUGGUUCACCAGAGCAGUUAAUUGCCGUGCUUCCAAAUAAAUCUCUAGAUUCAGCACAAUAUCCCAUGUUUAUGGCCCCUGAAAAAAAGAACAGCUGCCUGUCCUGCGUGAAGUCUGGGACUGGCCAAUAUCAGAUAGAGUUAAAAGAGAAAGAUAUUAGGGAACUUGAGAAAGAUCCCCAAAAUGCCAAAGCUUUCACUUUUUAUAGUAAGCCGGCAGGUAACGGUGAUAAAUGCACUUUUGAAUCUGCAGAGUUCCCAGGUUGGUUCAUGAGCACUUCUUCAGAAGCAGGAAAGCCUAUUGGUCUGAGUCAAAAAGGAGGAACUCAGAACAUCCUGUUUUACUUUGAAAAAAAAUCAUGAUUCAGAAACACUGUUCUGCAUCUAUGUGUCUAAUAGACCUUGUGCAUACAAAUUGGAAUGGAGCCAGAAUGUAUGAUUAGGCCAAUGAAUAGAUUUAGAUAGUAUCUUUCAAAAAACUUUGGAAGAAUUGUCUCAUAUUCUGGGGAAGGUGAAAUAUAUCUUUUGGAUGAAAUGGACUUGGUUGCAUGGUCUUUAUUUCUAUAGAACAAUAUGCUUUCGAACAGUAGAUUUGUUUGCCCAGGGGAAUUAAGUUGGUUGGCUGAGAGUAAAGAGAGUGAUCUUUUGGUAACAAGAUAGUAAUAGCAGAUUUAUGUACCACUUCAUAGUGCUUUACAGCCCUCUCUAAGCUAUUUACACAGUCACCAUAUUUCCACCAAGAAUCUGGUUCCUCAUUUUACUGACCUCAGCAGGAUGGAAGGCUGAGUCAACCUUUAGCCUGUCAGGAUCAAACUCCUGGCUGUGGGCAAAGUUAUACUACUUUACAAUGUUAUUGUGGGGGUGUCCAAACUUGGCAACUUGAAGGCCUGUGGACUUCAACUCCAGAAUUCCUCAGCCAGUCAGCCAGACAAGUCUUAAAGUUGCCAAGAUUGGGCAGACCUGUACGAUUCCAUGUUGUUAUUCAAAUCAGUUUUCUCCACUACCAUGUGGUUCAUUGUUUA